This is a messenger RNA of Kluyveromyces lactis, 1572 nucleotides long. RefSeq names its product IMP dehydrogenase IMD3 (gene IMD3). The transcript is spliced from 2 exons. NCBI's taxonomy places the organism in Eukaryota, Fungi, Ascomycota, Saccharomycetes, Saccharomycetales, Saccharomycetaceae. Gene Ontology annotation, cellular component: cytoplasm. Bases 1 to 1572 code for a protein of 523 amino acids. Gene Ontology annotation, molecular function: IMP dehydrogenase activity. The record is from RefSeq and is a predicted model, not a curated record. Gene Ontology annotation, biological process: GTP biosynthetic process.
AUGUCUGCUGUUCUAGAAUCUACUAAAGCUUUCGAAGUCUUGAAGACUUACGAGGAGAAAGAUGGGUUGUCCGUUUCUCAGUUGAUGGACUCUAAGACCCGUGGUGGUUUGACUUACAACGACUUUUUGAUUUUACCAGGGAAGGUCAACUUCCCAUCUUCUCAAGUCACUUUGCAGACCAAAUUGACUAAGAAGAUUUCUUUGAACGCUCCAUUUGUGUCUUCUCCUAUGGAUACCGUUACUGAAGCUGAAAUGGCUAUCCAUAUUGCUUUGUUGGGUGGUAUUGGUAUCAUUCACCACAAUUGUUCUGCCGAAGAACAAGCUGAGAUGGUCAGAAAGGUUAAGAAAUACGAAAACGGGUUCAUUAAUCAACCUAUCGUCAUUUCUCCAGAGACCACCGUCGCUGAAGCCAAAAAAAUGAAGCAACAAUUCGGUUUUGCUGGUUUCCCAGUUACUGAAAAUGGUAAGAUGCCAGGAAAAUUGUUGGGUAUUGUUACUUCUCGUGACAUCCAAUUUGUCGAAGAUAACUCCCUAUUGGUUUCUGAAAUCAUGACCAAGGAUGUCGUUACCGGUAAGAAGGGUAUCACUUUGGAGGAAGCCAACGAUAUCUUGAAAUCCACCAAGAAGGGUAAAUUGCCAAUCGUCGAUGCCAACUCUACUCUUGUCUCUAUGUUGUCCAGAACCGAUUUGAUGAAGAACCAAUCUUACCCAUUGGCUUCUAAGUCCGCAACCACCAAGCAAUUGUUGUGUGGUGCUGCUAUCGGUACUCUGGACGCUGACAGAGAAAGAUUGACCUUGUUAGUCGAUGCUGGGUUGGAUGUUGUUGUCGUGGAUUCUUCUCAAGGUAACUCCAUUUUCCAACUGAACAUGCUUGAAUGGAUCAAGAAGACCUUCCCAGAUUUGGAAGUCAUCGCUGGUAAUGUCGUUACCAGAGAACAAGCCGCCAGUUUGAUUGCUGCUGGUGCAGACGGUUUGAGAAUUGGUAUGGGUUCAGGUUCCAUUUGUAUAACACAAGAAGUUAUGGCUUGUGGUAGACCUCAAGGUACUGCCGUUUACAACGUCACUGAAUUUGCCAACAAGUUCGGUGUUCCAUGUAUUGCCGAUGGUGGUGUUCAAAACAUUGGUCACAUUACCAAGGCUAUUGCUCUGGGUGCUUCCACUGUUAUGAUGGGUGGUAUGCUUGCUGGUACCACUGAAUCUCCUGGUGAAUACUUCUACAGAGAUGGUAAGCGUUUAAAGACUUACAGAGGCAUGGGUUCCGUUGAUGCUAUGGAAAAAACUGACGUGAAGGGUAACGCUGCUGCUUCUCGUUACUUCUCUGAGUCCGAUAAAGUUUUUGUUGCCCAAGGUGUCUCCGGUGCCGUUGUUGACAAGGGUUCGGUUAAAAAAUAUAUUCCAUACUUGUACAACGGUCUACAACACUCUUGUCAAGACAUCGGUGUUAUCUCCUUGACUGAACUAAGAGAAAAGGUUGACAACAGCGAAGUGAGAUUUGAGUUCAGAACUGCUUCCGCUCAAUUGGAAGGUGGUAUUAACAACUUGCACUCUUACGAAAAGCGUUUGCACAACUAA